Messenger RNA from Lethenteron reissneri (Far Eastern brook lamprey), 594 nucleotides. RefSeq lists its product as uncharacterized. Lineage: Eukaryota; Metazoa; Chordata; Hyperoartia; Petromyzontiformes; Petromyzontidae. The record is from RefSeq and is a predicted model, not a curated record.
CAGGCUCAACAGUCUCAACAACAGCACCAGGCUCAACAGUCUCAACAACAGCACCAGGCUCAACAGUCUCAACAGCAGCUCCAGGCUCAACAGUCUCAACAACAGCGCCAGGCUCAACAGUCUCAACAACAGCACCAGGCUCAACAGUCUCAACAACAGCACCAGGCUCAACAGUCUCAACAACAGCACCAGGCUCAACAGUCUCAACAACAGCACCAGGCUCAACAGUCUCAACAACAGCACCAGGCUCAACAGUCUCAACAACAGCUCCAGGCUCAACAGUCUCAACAACAGCACCAGGCUCAACAGUCUCAACAACAGCACCAGGCUCAACAGUCUCAACAACAGCACCAGGCUCAACAGUCUCAACAACAGCACCAGGCUCAACAGUCUCAACAACAGCUCCAGGCUCAACAGUCUCAACAGCAGCACCAGGCUCAACAGUCUCAACAGCAGUGCCAGGCUCAACAGUCUCAACAGCAGCACCAGGCUCAACAGUCUCAACAGCAGCUCCAGGCUCAACAGUCUCAACAGCAGCGCCAGGCUCAACAGUCUCAACAACAGCACCAGGCUCAACAGUCUCAACAACAGCUC